AUGGACCAUCGCGGCUACUCCUUCUGCAUCAAGCGCUCGUGUCCUGAAACGAGCACUGUCUACUACGUCUGCAAGAGGUUCCGCAAAGGAUGCAAGGCAAAGAUAACUGUCCGAUCAGGUGCAGUUGUAGCAGACGGGGCUCUACAUACGUGCGACGUGGCGGUGCCACAUGUCAUUGAUGCUGGUUGGAACGUCAUCGGCACGGCACGUACCAACAACAACGCGGAGAAGCUGAAUGCGCUUGCUCCUUUCAAGAUCGUCGUUAUAGAUACAAGUGACGAAACCUCCAUCCUGGAGGCAGCUCGUCAGCUGGAGGGACAACCCAUCGAUCUGCUCAUCAACAACGCCGUGAAUACCGCCGGGCCAUUCCUCGUGACGCGUACGCUGCUGCCUAAUCUGCAGCUUGCAGCGAAACCCAACGGCGGCGCCUCCGUCGUGCAGCUCUCGUCAUACCUCGGAAGUAUCGGCAGCUACACGACCGAGACCACGGGCUUCUUUAAGCAGGUUGGUUAUGGAUAUUCGUCCUCCAAGGCCGUACUCAACAUGAUCACUCGAUCUCUAGCGUUCGACCUGAAGCCAAGCGGCGUCGUUGUCGUGUCGGUGCGCCCUGGUUACGUGGACAGGAACAUGACCCAGGACAAGACCCGAGGGCUGCGUGACGGCCAUGGCCAGUCUCAUCGGCAAGCUAAACCAUGA
Phytophthora nicotianae INRA-310 is the source of this 696-nucleotide messenger RNA. RefSeq lists its product as hypothetical. The transcript is spliced from 4 exons. Lineage: Eukaryota; Oomycota; Peronosporomycetes; Peronosporales; Peronosporaceae. The record is from RefSeq and is a predicted model, not a curated record. The coding region runs from base 1 to 696 and encodes 231 amino acids.